AUGAGAGAACCGCUGGCCUCGUCUCUGGCCUCGUCUCUGGCCUCGUCUCUGGCCUCGUCUCUGGCCUCGUCUCUGGCCUCGUCUCUGGCCUCGUCUCUGGCCUCGUCUCUGGCCUCGUCUCUGGCCUCGUCUCUGGCCUCGUCUCUGGCCUCGUCUCUGGCCUCGUCUCUGGCCUCGUCUCUGGCCUCGUCUCUGGCCUCGUCUCUGGCCUCGUCUCUGGCCUCGGCCCAGCCCUAG
Molecule: messenger RNA, 237 nt
Organism: Knipowitschia caucasica
Lineage: Eukaryota; Metazoa; Chordata; Actinopteri; Gobiiformes; Gobiidae
Source: the annotation of a GenBank genome assembly